Nannochloropsis gaditana CCMP526 is the source of this 471-nucleotide messenger RNA. Its product is annotated as tubby-like protein. The transcript has a single exon. Bases 158 to 457 code for a protein of 99 amino acids. The record is from RefSeq and is a predicted model, not a curated record.
AAAUAUCAUACAGGCUGGUAUAAUGUCGAGAAUUCGUAGUACUCUUUGCAAAUGGCUGCUUCCAAUGAGGUCUUGGGCCUGGAUUGCUCCUCUUCAGAGCUUACAUAUCUCCUAACUGUUGUCCUUUAUCAAAACACACCAUUACAUCAGCCCGCGUAUGGAGCAAGCACGUAGAUCCAAUAAUGCAGAACUGAAAACAAGACAUUUCCGUUUGCACAACAAGCUGCCUGAGUGGAACGAAGCUCUUCAAAGCUUGGUACUGCGCUUCAAUAAAGGUCGCGUGCUGGCGCCAUCAGCAAAGAAUUUUUUGAUCUGUUUAGACGGUCAGGAUAAUGGAGAGGGCGUGCUCCAGUUUGGCAAAACACGGAAAAGGCGUUAUGCCUUAGAUUUUCGCCAUCCCGUCAGUCCCCUUCAAGCUUUCGGUAUAUGUCUAUCGUUUUUUAAUUGGAACGUAUAGAUAAGGGAUUCCUG